Dermacentor andersoni is the source of this 1855-nucleotide messenger RNA. Its product is annotated as gastric triacylglycerol lipase-like. Gene Ontology annotation, biological process: lipid metabolic process. NCBI's taxonomy places the organism in Eukaryota, Metazoa, Arthropoda, Arachnida, Ixodida, Ixodidae. The record is from RefSeq and is a predicted model, not a curated record. Gene Ontology annotation, molecular function: hydrolase activity, acting on ester bonds.
GUGACCUUCCGCGUGAAGGGCCGGUCUGGUCGCCGCCCCUGCCUGACCCACGCCGCUAUGUCCCCGGCACAGCCUCCGAUAGUGGGCGAGCUGCGAACCAACAUUCGCGGGUGUCGCGGGCGUCGCUUUCCCAGGCGAGGCCGCUUCCUCGAGUUACAAGAAUCACGGAUGAUCAAAGUCAAUACGGGCACCUCCGUUACGGUUGACCUUAUCAAAGCCGAGCCACAGCCCAGCGUGUCGUGAAUUCCAACAAUACCUGUAACCCCGAAUCGAGUACUACAACUUCAUUCUAUGCACUCCUCUAAAGACACCACAUCUCCUGGAAACCAGUGCCCGAAUUAACCAAGAUUUUCACUCACAUUUCUACCGUGAGUGUUUUUCGUGAAUGCGAAACCAGAUCUCCCCAAGAAGAAGAAAAAUAAUGCAGUCAAUGCUCUGUUUCCAAAGGUUAUGACACCGCAGUUCUGCAGCACCAUGGCAUUCGUACUGUGGAACAUUCGUUGCGCUCGCAGCAGGAUUCAUCUCGACCCGGAUGCGUCCCGAAACGUGUCUGAACUGAUCACCAGCAAGGGCUACCCCGUGGAAGAGUACACAGUGACCACUGAUGACGGCUACUUGCUGCGUAUGCAGCGGAUACCCCAUGAAAGAAACGACAGCACGCAACACAGGAACUACAAAAUCGCCAGCGAAGGCAAGACACCAGUACUCAUCCUUCACGGAACGGCCAUGUCGUCCGCUGACUUUGUUCUCAACUUUCCACAUCAAAGUUUGGGAUUUCUACUCGCUGACGCUGGCUACGACGUUUGGCUCGGCAACUUUCGAGGCAACAUCUACUCUAGUCACGCUAGAUACUCUAGAAUUAACCCCAUCUUCUGGAACUUCAGUUUCGAUGAAAUGGUCAAGCACGACCUGCCGGCUACGAUAGACACAGUGCUGAACCUGACACAGCAAGAACGGCUACAGUACAUCGGCUGGUCUCAAGGAGCUCAGGUUUUGUUCGGUUUGCUCUCCGAGAGACCUGAGUACAACCGUAAGAUCGCACUUUUCACCGCCAUGGCUCCGGUUGCCUACCUGGGACGAAUGAGGACCCCUUUGCUGGCAUUCGAGCCGUACGCUGACGUCAUAGCGACAUUCCUCAGACUUACCGGAAGUGGAGGGCUCAUGGUAAACACAGCGCUGACGAAGCUCGGGGCCAGACUGAUAUGCGGAAGUGACUUCACAAUAGACAUGUGCAUCGUAGCGGUAGCCGUACUGAACGGCAUCAACUGGAAGCAGCUAAACAUCAGCCGGCUGUCAGUGUACCUGAGUCACGACCCAUCGGGCACGUCAGUGCGUAAUGUUUACCAUCUUACCCAGCUUAUACGUUGCAACUGCUUCCGAAAAUAUGACUACGGGAUGCUACUCAACAUACUGAAUUACCGAACGUGGCGGCCGCCCAGGUACGAGCUGUCCCGUGUACGAGUUCCCGUGGCGCUCUACCAUAGCGCAGGCGACUGGUACGCCGACCCAUGGGAUGUGGCACGGUUGCAGAGGGAGCUGCCCAGUGUUGCCCGUCUGUACAGAGUGGCCGACCAGCGGUUCACACACUACGACUUCGUUGUGGGAACGGGCGACGAGGCAGCAGUCCUCUACGGCGAGAUGAUACGCUUCAUGGAACAGUAUCGGAACGACGCCAUGGCACCUUCCCUGUGACCGCAGUGAUGUCCACUGCAUUUUAUAGACAUCCACUGCCAGGACAUGGAUAUUCAAGGGUUGUGUUGAAUCCAUCCAGUGGACAUCCCUUGCACGACCAUUUGGCUACACUUUCUAGUGUCCAGCGAACAUCCCUAGCAUUUGCCCGAAAGACAUCAGGAGG